Messenger RNA from Hyalella azteca, 4505 nucleotides. RefSeq names its product bifunctional 3'-phosphoadenosine 5'-phosphosulfate synthase (gene Papss). Bases 183 to 2060 code for a protein of 625 amino acids. Lineage: Eukaryota; Metazoa; Arthropoda; Malacostraca; Amphipoda; Hyalellidae. The record is from RefSeq and is a predicted model, not a curated record. Gene Ontology annotation, molecular function: sulfate adenylyltransferase (ATP) activity; ATP binding; adenylylsulfate kinase activity. Gene Ontology annotation, biological process: 3'-phosphoadenosine 5'-phosphosulfate biosynthetic process; sulfate assimilation. The transcript has 14 exons.
GCUCAGCUGCAGGAUUGCCACGCAAGCAUCCGAAACAGUUGCAGUCGGUAGUCUGAGGAACGGGACUUGCAGUUUGCGGUGCAGACAGUCGACGCUCUCACGCUGGGGUGGAAGGACGCGACGGGUGAUUUUACUUGAUUUUGAAUAUCGGUGUAAGCUCCUUGCCGCCGUGACCCGUGACGAUGGCCGAAUAUGGGAAUGACCAGAAGAAGAUGAAAACUGUGAAGGCCACGAAUGUGACGUUCCAGAGCGGCCACGUCACCCGCAACAAGCGUGGCCAAGUGAUGGGCAAGAGAGGAGGCUUCCGAGGCUGCACCGUCUGGUUCACUGGUCUCUCAGGAGCCGGCAAGACGACGUUGAGUUUUGCGCUGGAAGAGUACCUCGUAGGUCGCGGCAUCCCAGCGUACGGGCUGGACGGCGACAACAUGCGUACGGGGCUGAACAAGAACCUCGGCUUCAGCGACGACGACCGUGAGGAGAACAUCCGACGUGUGGCGGAGGUCGCUAAACUUUUUGCCGAUUCCGGGGUAGUGUCGCUCUGCUCCUUCGUGUCACCCUUCGCUAAGGAUCGUCAGGUAGCACGCGAGCUGCACCAGGCCGUCGGUCUGCCGUUCUUUGAGGUGUUCGUGGACACGCCUCUAGAGGUGUGCGAGCAGCGUGAUGUUAAAGGCCUCUACAAGAAGGCCAGGGCUGGACUUAUUAAAGGCUUCACCGGUAUUGAUGGCCGCUACGAAAAGCCCGAGAACCCGACCAUUACGGUGAAGACCGCCAACUCUGCAGUCGGGGACUGCGUGCAGCAGGUCGUCUCCGUACUGCAGGAACACGGCAUCGUGCCUUAUUGCCUCGUUCGGGAGCCGGGGAUCGUGUCGUACGCUACCCUGGACCAAGUGCGAGAGUUGGCCGUGCCUGAGAACGAAGUGGCAGCAGUGCUGGCGCGCACCAAAGACAUGCCAUCUGUUGAGAUCUCUGAGCUCGACCUGCAGUGGCUCCAGGUUCUUUCAGAAGGUUGGGCUACGCCUCUAUCUGGUUUCAUGACUGAAAAGGAGUAUCUGCAGUGUCAGCACUUCGGUGCCCUGUACGACGACGGGGUGGUGAACCAGUCCAUCCCCAUCGUGCUGCCCGUCUCCUCGGCCGACAAGGAGCGAGUCGCGGGCUGCGAAGAGCUCUGCCUGCGCUACCAGGGCAGACCUGUGGGCAUCAUCAAGCAUCCUGAGUUCUACAAUCAUAACAAGGAGGAGAGAUGCGCACGCCAGUUUGGAACGAUCACCCUUAAUCAUCCGUACAUCAAGAUGAUCUACGAGAGCGGAGACUGGCUCUGUGGUGGACCAACACUUGGUCUGGAGAGAAUCCGGUGGAACGAUGGCCUAGACCAGUAUCGCCUGACGCCCGUAGAGCUGCGCGCUAAGUUCAGGGAGAUGGGCGCUGACGCAGUCUUCGCCUUCCAGCUGCGCAAUCCUGUGCACAACGGCCACGCUCUCCUCAUGCAGAACACAAGAGAGCGGCUGAUCAGUGAAGGCCACAAGAAGCCCGUGCUGCUGCUGCACCCUCUGGGGGGUUGGACCAAGGAUGACGACGUGCCUCUGGACACCAGGAUGAAGCAGCACCACGCUGUUCUCGAGGAGGGAAUUUUGGACCCAGAGACCACAGUGCUUGCGAUCUUCCCUUCGCCGAUGAUGUACGCUGGUCCCACCGAAGUGCAGUGGCACGCUAAGGCGCGCAUGUCAGCGGGCGCCAACUUCUACAUCGUUGGUCGUGAUCCCGCCGGCAUGCCCAAUCCUGACACAGGCAAGGAUCUCUAUGAUCCUACACACGGGCGUCGUGUGCUGGCCAUGGCUCCUGGGCUCGCUCAGCUGGAGAUUGUGCCCUUCCAGGUUGCUGCUUACGACAAAACAGUCAACAAGAUGGCACUCUUCGAUCCAUCAAGAAAGGACGAUUUCCUCUUCAUUUCUGGCACAAAGAUGCGUUCGCUCGCCAGAUCAGGCGAAGAUCCUCCUGAGGGCUUCAUGGGCAAGAAGGCGUGGCAGGUGCUCUGCUCCUACUACCAGUCACUCAAGCAGUAGCGCGCAACUGCAAAGAUGCCGGACAACAGAGGAAACAACUAGCAUUUUUAGAAAGGACUUUACCUGCUCAAGGCAGGUUUUAAAAUUUCAGCGCAAUUCCUGCUAGCCAGAUCUGUGUUCCCGUGUCCGAAUUAAAGUUACGUUUUAAAAUCAUCUGACUGCAGUAGCAAGAAGACUGCUAACAUUAUUGAAUUAGAUCUUUUCUGCAUCAUGCAUUUUUUAAUAAUUAGAAGUGCAACUAUCGAAAAGUAAUGAUGUUGCAUAUUUUUAAUGAUUGCGUAUAAGAACUUUUAAAAGCAAUUGGUAGUUUGAAAACGGUAAAUUUCGUUAGCCCGCUUAUUCUUUCAACUGUACUUCCCUGCUGCGAUCGCUUAAUUUAGUUGAGCAAUUUUUACUCCUUCCAACUCAUUGACAAAGUUCUGAUUGAAAGCCCGAAUUUAGCUUCCAACUCUCGAAAAAAUCAAGUGUUUGCAUUAUAUCUCACUUUGGAUGGAAGUUACUAGGGUUAUCAUUCGAACUGCAAUUUCUAAGUUAUUCCUUCCAUUAACAAUUUUCAAAAGUGAAAAGAUUUGAUGCAAGUUUUUAAUUUCCUUGUCUCUUAUUGUGCUGAUUAUUGAGCUGCUGUGCUUGGGAUAUAAUUCUAAUUAGCAUAUAGUCGAAUGAUUUUAAAUUGUGAUCUGUUGAUAGAUUAUUUGUAGAACAAAUUAUAUGCGCCACGAAAGUUAUUGUUGUGGACCUCCAGCAAUUUGAUUGAACUGCGUUUUGGCCAGAGCUUUUUAUUAGCUUGCUAGCUACAAGGCUCUACAACUUAACCCUCCACUUUUCCUUUUAUUCUACUUAAUGGGGAAUUUCUCAUCAUUGGCUUUGAGUGAAACAGGGCAGAGGCUCUCAGACCUCGGGGUGCAAUUAUUAUUCAAUAAAUUAUAUAAGUAUAAAUAAUUGAUAAGCUUUGUUACUGUCUUUUACAUUCUAUUUUAAAAAUGAGAAACCAUGUUUCUGAAGUCAUUAUUUUGGCAGCAUCAAUCUACUCGCCCACUAUCUAUCAUGAGGUUUUAUCAUGUGUUGGCCCACAUCUACUUAGAUGUUCAAUCCAGAUAAACUUCUAUUCACUUAUUUUUAUUUAAGAUUCCCGCUCGUUAUUUUUCUCAUAUUCACACCGCAUGUGUUUCAUUGGCACAGCCAUUACAAUUACCGCUACCCGGUAUGUCAUUCCUUCUAACGAUCAUUUUUCCUUGUGCCACUGCCAUUGUAUUGGUUUUAUUUUUUUCAAGUAUUGCAGGAUGAUGUAUACCACAAAAGUAUUGGCUAACCAAGCGCUAAUGAAGAAAGCGUCUCUUGCAUAAAUUAACUGUCGAUAAGCUAGAUUAAUUAUGUUCGAGUCUGGACCGUUAUUUGUUCAUGUAUUUUUUAUAUUUACAUCUUUAGAAAAGCAUUGAUUUACAAACUGAUUUACGCGCAUUUCUGUUUAGUCUUUUGAUUAAAAAAAAGAUUUGGUCAUGGAAUCAAGUUUUAGGUGCCAAUACAGUUUCUUGUUGAAAAAGUCAAUUUAUAUGUCCCCAGUUGGAAAGCGACGUGUAGGUACCAAGUGUCGACGUCUCUGCAUGAUUUCAAUAUGGCUAUAUUUUUUUUAUCUGAUGAAAUCUAUCAAUAAAUGAAUGUCGAGACUGUCGGCUGAAAUACAGGAGACGCUGCUGAACCAUACUUGUUGCAAGUGUUCAAACCAUCAAAUGUUUUUUUUUUGCCGAUUUAAUAUUCUAGGUUAUGAGUGUCAGUCGAUUUUCGACGACGUAAAUGUAUAUCAAUUCAUUUUAAUGUGCAAUAUUAUACUUUCUCAUUUGGUUGCGUAAAAAUAACUAGUCUGUUGUUGUAGUUUCGCUUAUUCUUCGCUGGGUUUCGGGCCGACACGAGUUCUAAUUUUAAAAUAUGUUAUUCAACGUUAAUAUUGCACGAAUCGCUAAAAUCCGCCAGAUGGCAUUAGAACCAAAGAUGUCAGAUUUAUUAAGUUUCUCCAUUCACACGAAUUAACUCUACUGCAAAGACGCCUUCCUAUUUCCUAUAUCAUUUAGACCAAUAUUAACAUGAAGGUUGGCUUGACGAUUUAUCUUUUGCUCGUUAAUUUUCUUAAUUGUUGGCGUUUUCAUUUCUGUUUGCAGCGUGUUGCUUUGUUAGUUGUCGGUCAACCAUAAGUCUUGAUCAUUCCUCGAGUAUCACUGUCCGUUUUAUACUUUUUAUAUUGAUUAGAGUUGGCACGAUGAUUACUGUCCAUCCCGUGUCAAUACUAAAAGCCAAACAUCUGCAUUCGAGUACAUUCAUUCUUGUUAACAGUUUCAUUUCUAACCAAACGAAGAAAUAACUAUAUUGUACAAAAGAUUUAUGGCCUCAAUAGAUUGAGGUUGCACCAAACCAAUCCCUACCAAACAAUGGAAUAAACGAGCGAUAAACUAA